Messenger RNA from Danio aesculapii, 4451 nucleotides. It is a transcript of the gene camkva, whose product is annotated as CaM kinase-like vesicle-associated a. NCBI's taxonomy places the organism in Eukaryota, Metazoa, Chordata, Actinopteri, Cypriniformes, Danionidae. Gene Ontology annotation, cellular component: intracellular anatomical structure. The transcript has 11 exons. Gene Ontology annotation, molecular function: calmodulin binding; ATP binding; calcium/calmodulin-dependent protein kinase activity. The record is from RefSeq and is a predicted model, not a curated record. The coding region runs from base 184 to 1344 and encodes 386 amino acids. Gene Ontology annotation, biological process: peptidyl-serine phosphorylation.
UCCAAGUGCAGGUUUCUGGGUUGGCAGCAGUGCGUAAGAAUCGAGCGUGGCACGCGGCGGAAUAUUGACCAAAAUUACCGCGAACUCAAACAUCUGGAAACCCACAGAAGAAAACGGUCGCCAACGACGCCCUUCAUACACGUAUUUUUCAGAAACACUCAAAUUGUUCGGGCAGGAGCAGCCAUGCCAUUUGGCUGUUUGACUCUGGGAGAGAAGAAGGACUACAACAGUCCUUCAGAGGUCACUGAUAAGUAUGACCUGGGACAGGUAGUAAAAUCGGAGGAGUUUUGUGAAAUCUUCAGGGCGAAGGACAAGAACACACUGAAAAUGUACACCUGUAAAAAGUUCCUGAAGAAAGACGGGAGGAAAGUACGGAAAGCAGCCAAAAACGAGAUCCUCAUCUUGAAAAUGGUGAAGCAUCAUAACAUCCUCCAGCUGGUAGAUGUCUUUGAGACGAGAAAAGAGUACUUCCUCUUUCUGGAGCUGGCUACAGGGAGGGAGGUGUUCGACUGGAUCUUGGACCAGGGCUACUACUCAGAGCGUGACACCAGUAAUGUGAUCCGGCAGGUUCUUGAGGCUGUGGCGUACCUGCACUCUCUCCGCAUUGUUCACAGAAACUUGAAGCUGGAAAAUCUGGUCUACUACAACCGUCUGAAGAACUCUAAAAUUGUAAUCAGCGAUUUUCAUCUGGCCAAACUGGAAAACGGUCUCAUCAAAGAGCCAUGUGGCACACCUGAGUACCUUGCUCCAGAGGUGGUCGGCAGGCAGAGAUAUGGCAGACCGGUGGACUGCUGGGCCAUCGGGGUGAUCAUGUACAUCCUACUGUCAGGAAACCCACCUUUUUAUGAUGAGACGGAUGAUGAUGAUUAUGACAAUCAUGAUAAGAACUUGUUCCGGAAAAUUCUGUCUGGAGACUACGAGUUUGAUUCGCCCUACUGGGACGACAUUUCAGAUUCAGCAAAAAGCUUAGUCGCUUGUUUAAUGGACGUGGACCAGGACCAAAGACUGACCGCACAGGAAGCCAUCAACCAUGAGUGGAUAUCUGGAAAUGCUGCCUCAGACAAGAACAUCAAAGAUGGCGUUUGUGCUCAAAUCGAGAAAAACUUUGCAAAAGCUAAAUGGAAGAAAGCUGUCCGUGUGACCACCAUGAUGAAGAGGCUCCGGGCUCCGGAUCAAAGUGACUCUGGAGCCUCUAGUCCAGCACUGGGAGCCUCAGGAGGACCCGUCACCCCCAGCACCACCCCUGUUCCUCUGGCUGCCACACCCGAGGCCUCGGCUUCUACCCGGUGCAAUGGAGAGAUGUUGACAUCCCAGCAGCGCAGUGGAAACAAUCGAGAGGAAUAGAAUGGCUGAUUACAUUGAGAAAUAUGGUGAUAAAUAGAGCAGCAUCUACACACGUUGUAAACACACAGGGUUUCUGCAGGUCUUUAAAAGGCCUCUCAAUGUAUUACAGAUUAUAAUAAUUCACCUUUCAACAAUUAAAGGCCCUUAAAAAGUGUUAAAUUAGUGUGGAAAGUCAUAAUUGUUGCAUGCACUGCAAAUAAUUGAUAACUUCAUCAGUAGUUUUGAAGGAAAUAAGUCUUAAUUUUUGAGACAUUAAACACAUUAUUUCUGCUUGAACUGACAAGACAUGGAUCCCGAGUCAUGAAUCUUUGGACAUUUGCACUAAAACAAAACAUAAAUACUGAGGACGAAUGCCACAGUGUCACUGUUUGCAUAAUGUUUGACAGCAGAACUAUUCAAAACUCCUUUUUUCAAUGAAUUUGAUAUUAAUAUAAGUAAAAUAAAGUUGUAUUGUUAAACUUGUGUAUUGCUAAUACUUCUAAUCUGUGCACUCCCAAUAAAUGCACAUUUAGAGAUCAGAAUAUUCAAAAAAUUGCUAUCAUUGGUCUUAAAAAUGUAAAUUCAUAAAUUCUGCAGAAACCCUGUACAUCUAAAUUUAGUGGAGCAAAUUUCAAUUGUGCUUAGAAGCUUGAAUGCCAUUUUACAUUUUCAAUCGUGCAAAAUGCUGUAAUCUUUGAGGAAGAAUUUAAAAUGUAAAUCCCUGUUCCAUAGUAGUCUAUCAGUAUUUUCUUAAUCAAAGAAAUAUCCUUUGUAAACUCCAGAAAUUAUAGUGAUUUAAUGUUGUGGUUAAUUUAAAGCCAAUUCAAAGCCAAAUCAUGUCAAUCCUUUUCCAAACAGUUAUAAUGUUACAAAGUUAAAAAAAAAACAUUAAAUCAAAAUAUCGAAUCAAAUAGCAUCCAUACCUUAAUUUAUUUAGUUAAUUUACUUUUUAUUAGAAGUUAUAUUUAUGUAGAUAAAAUGUGUUCUGCUUUAUUUGAAAGACAUUAGCUUUUUCUGGAUUUAAAUUCUUGGCCCAUAUAAAAAAAAAUGCCACUGAAUAAGAUCAAUUAUGAACCCAUUAAAGAAGAUAAUUGACUUCAAUACAAAUAAUCAAGCAGAAAAGCAAAGCAAUCUAAUGUACCACUUUAAAAUCUGUUUGCAUAUAACAAAAUGUUUGGACGUUUUCUUUUAGACUUGUCUCCAGUUGUCUGUUUGAUGCUAAAUAGCUGCUAAAUUACACUUGAUAUCAAUAUUUCUGUUGUAAUAUUGGCUAACCAGCAACUAAAACUGCUGCUGUACUUGAUUAAUGUACAAAUCAUUGUUUUUAUCAAUACUAUCAUCAUAUCAGUAUUAUCUGGUGUUUUUGUACUGCUAAGUCAUGUUUCUUUUCGUUUGCUCCACACUACCUGACAAAAGUCUUGUCGUCAAUCCCAAUUGUAAGAGCAGCAAAUUAUAAAUUGACUUCUAGUUGAUGAUUAGGAAACGUGGCAGAAGGUCGAUUUUUCAGAUGAAUCAUCUGUUGAACUGCAUCCCAAUCAUCACAAAUACUGCAGAAGAUCUAUUGGAACCAGCAUGGACCCACGAUUCACACAGAAAUCAGUCAAGUUUGGUUAAGGAAAAAUCAUGAUUAGGGAUUACAUUCAGCAUGGGGGCAUGCGAAAGAUCUGCAGAGUGGAUAGCAACAUCAACAGCCUGAGGUAUCAAGACAUUUGUUCUGCCUGUUGCAUUACAAACCACAGGAGAGGGCAGAUUCUUCAGCAGGAUAGCGCUCCUUCCCAUUCUUUAGCCUCCACAUCAAAUUUCCUGAAAGCAAAGAAGGUCAAGGUGCUCCAGGAUUGGCCAGCCCAGUCACCAGGCAUGAAUAUUAUUGAGCAUGUCUGGGGUAAGAUGGAGGAGGCAUUGAAGAUGAAUCCAAAGAAUCUUGAUAAACUCUGGGAGUCCUGCAAGAACGCUUUCUUUGCCAUUCCAGAUGACUUUAUUAAUAAGUUAUUUGAGUCACUGCAGAGAUGUCUGGAUACAGUCCUCCAAGCUCAUGGGAGUCAUACACAAUAUUAAUUCUUUUUCCACUGCACCAUGACUUUAUAUUCUACACUGUACAUUAUUUCUGUUAAGUGACAAGACUUUAGUCUAGGCAAAGUCAGACUUUACUGUCCUAAAUAAAUAAAUAAUAUUUUAUUUGGGUAAAAUAAGCAUAAUCUUUACUUCAUAUAAGGCACUUCUGAUACCAACUGAUCAACUAGCAGUCAAGUUAUUAUUUGUUGUUCCUAAAACUUUAAUAGGCGAAAUGCCUUUUGUCAGAUAGUGUACAAUCUUUCAAGGAAUUAUGUAGCUCUUUUUAUUCAAUCUGCCCUUAUAUCUGUAUUCUGAAAGCACUGCAUUUUACACAGAAUACAGCUGAGUCUGGUCUCCAGAAUGUUCUGUUAAUGUGCAGUACAAAUGAAGCAAUAUGAGUAUUGCUGUAAUACUGUGAAACUGCUAUACAGGUGAUAAAAUGUUCCUGCCAUAUUUCAUACAGGUAGCCAAGCAAUUUGCUCUUGAUGGUCUUUUGCUGUGUAUUAUGUUGCGUUAAUGUAUUCUGCCAAAAACCCAGAUGUUAUUUUUAACUGUCCACACGGAGAGAGAUGAAUCCAAAUGUCUUUAAACUGCAAACUCCUGCUGUAGCUACUGUCCAUUAUGGCCUAUAUUUAUUUGUUUAUUGUCGUUUGUUUAACUUAGCAUGACUUCCUGGUGAUCACAGUCACAUUUCACGAGAUAAACUCCUCUCACUGUAUAUAGCUUCACUUAGUUUUAUCUGUUAGUGUUAUGGCAGUAAUGUAAACGAUUCUCCCGUUUUGUUUGACCUCUGUGUGCAUUGGUUUGACCUCGACUGGAAAUCAAAUCAUAAUUUUCUCAUUUAUGUUUUCCUCUUCAGGAUUCACUGACCGUAGGCUCUGUAGACACUGAAAUAUAUUUUCUGAGAAAAGUUUUCAUAAUAGAAGACAGAGCAGAAAACGAAGCAAACUCAAAUGUGGAAAAUGUGCAGUUCAUCACUGUCGUGUAUCAGCUCAGCCUAAUGUGUUCGUCACUGUUUGUUUGUGGCUUCUGUAUUUUGUUACUCGAUAUGCAGAAUAAAUGUCUUUGGACAGUGU